GGUCCUUUCUUAUACACGGGAACAACCUCGUGUACAACUUCAUGUACUUUCCACAAGAAAAUUACCUGUAUUUGCUAUUAAACAACUGAAUUUGAUAUGGAAACUGAACAAAAUACAGCUGAACUCGCUGUUACUACAAUGGCCAGUGAAGACUCAACAGAAACAUUUGUGAUGGUGAAAUCAAAGAAGGCUUCCAAGCGAAAACGCGAGCAGAAUGGAGUCGAUAUGGAAUCCGAGUCCUCCGUUGCAAGCAAGCGGCCUCAGUUUCCACCCAUUUCAGGCGACAAACUUACGGGAGGUUCUGAUGAGAUGCGUAAGGUGGCUGUCCCAGCCCACAGGUACACGCCACUCAAGGAGAACUGGCUCAGAAUCUUCACACCCAUUGUAGAGAACCUACAGCUCCAAGUCAGAUUCAACCUCAAAACAAGAAAUGUUGAAAUUAAAACAUGUAAAGACACCCAGGACAUUGGCUCCCUCACCCGAGCGGCGGACUUUGUUCGAGCUUUUGUUCUAGGAUUCCAGGUUGAGGAUGCCCUCGCUCUCAUCAGAUUAGAUGAGCUCUUCUUAGAAACCUUUGAUGUCACAGAUGUGAAACCACUGAAAGGAGACCACCUGUCCAGGGCCAUUGGGAGGAUCGCUGGGAAGGGGGGCAAAACUAAAUUCACCAUUGAAAAUGUGACCAAGACCAGGAUUGUGCUGGCGGACUCAAAAGUGCACAUAUUAGGAUCUUUCCAGAACAUUAAGAUGGCACGGACAGCGAUAUGUAACCUGAUCUUAGGAAGUCCACCUUCUAAGGUGUACGGUAACAUUCGUGUGGUGGCCAGCAGGACGGCAGAGAGGUUCUAGAGUCAAACGCCGGGGUAAUCCUUUCCUCGUAUGAUGGAACAUCAAGUAUUUACGAGGAGUCUCAACAGCACCUGAUUUAGGAUUACCCUAUCCUUUAGAAACAUUGAAUGAGGUUUUGUGGGUUGGUAAACCCGGUCAAGAUCACUUCUGCUAUUUGAGACACUCUUUUAAAUAAGGGCCCUUGCCUGACCUCCCCCAGGACGUUUGUUUUUGAAGCUGGGCAUAAUAUUGACAAGAUCUGAGAGGUCUGGGACAUCUCAAAAGACCCAUCUUUUCCCACAAGGGAUGUGAGUAAAUGAUUGGCCAUUUUUGCAACAUGUUUUAACAUGUCUUAAUUAAAUAUUUCCAGAUGCCAACAGUAAAUACCCUCAUAUUUAUUGCAACUCUGUGAGAAUUAAUGUAAAUAAAUAUGUAUACGC
Molecule: messenger RNA, 1265 nt
Organism: Esox lucius (northern pike)
Lineage: Eukaryota; Metazoa; Chordata; Actinopteri; Esociformes; Esocidae
Gene: pno1
Product: partner of NOB1 homolog
Cellular component (GO): nucleolus
Molecular function (GO): RNA binding
Source: RefSeq, marked provisional